AUUUCCCUCGCCAAAAAGAUUUGGGAGAGAAAGUUGCUUACUUAUCAAGUUUACAACUUACGAGAUUUUGCUACUAAAGGACAGGUGGACGAUUAUCCCUAUGGAGGAGGAGCCGGCAUGGUCUUAAAAAUUGAGCCAUUAGUGGCUGCCCUGGCUGCUAUUCAAGAGACUUAUCCGAACAGUUAUUUAAUUUUACUUUCCCCCCAAGGCAAAAAAUUUAUCCAAGAAGAUGUACCGAGACUCCUUAAUCAAUCCCCCAAUUUACAAAUAUCAAUUGGUGAUUUUAUUGCCAUGGGAGGAGAGAUACCAGCAUUGACAAUUACGGAUGCUUUAAUUCGGGCUAUUCCGGGAGCAAUUGACCCACAAUCUUAUCAGCAGGAAACUUUUGCUAAUUCACAAUUAGAUUUUGCCGCUUAUACCCGCCCCGAAGUGUUUGAAGGUCUAAAAGUCCCCUCCGUGCUGCUAUCCGGAAAUCAUAAGGAGAUUGACGAAUGA
Molecule: messenger RNA, 495 nt
Organism: Ambispora leptoticha
Lineage: Eukaryota; Fungi; Glomeromycota; Glomeromycetes; Archaeosporales; Ambisporaceae
Source: the annotation of a GenBank genome assembly